AUGGCGCCAGAACGCGUGACGCAAAAGCGACGCGACGCGAUCGAAAAGCGCCUGACGCAUUCAGAGCGCGCCAAUGCCGGGCAAAUGCGAACAGCGAGAAAAACAACGGUGAAAAUGCUGUGUAUUUAUGCCGAUUAUAAAUCGGAUGAGAGCUACACUCCCAGCAAGAUCUCGGUCAGAGUGGGAAACAACUUCCACAACCUGCAGGAGAUCCGGCAGUUGGAGAUGGUGGAGCCGAGCGGUUGGAUUCACAUCCCUCUGUUGGAUCUGGUCAACAAUCCCAUCAGGACCUUCAUGAUCCAGAUCGCCGUGUUGGCCAACCACCAGAACGGACGGGACACGCACAUGCGGCAGAUCAAAGUCUACACGCCCGUGGAGGAGAGCUCCAUCGGCAAAUUCCCACGAUGCACCACUGUAGACUUCAUGAUGUACCGCACCAUCAGAUGACCCGAGCUUCUGCUCGAAUGGACGGACUGAGGUGCAGACUUUGCCUUUCCGUAAGACUGUUCUAGAAUUAAAUGGUUUCAGAUGGUUUAAAAUGUGUUUUGUAAAGAGAACAGUUCAAAGUUCAGUUUAUGUAAAUGCAAAUCUACAGGAAAUAAAUGUUUUGUUUUUUUU
Messenger RNA from Sinocyclocheilus rhinocerous, 618 nucleotides. Its product is annotated as anaphase-promoting complex subunit 10-like. NCBI's taxonomy places the organism in Eukaryota, Metazoa, Chordata, Actinopteri, Cypriniformes, Cyprinidae. The transcript has 3 exons. The record is from RefSeq and is a predicted model, not a curated record. Bases 1 to 447 code for a protein of 148 amino acids. Gene Ontology annotation, biological process: anaphase-promoting complex-dependent catabolic process; protein K11-linked ubiquitination. Gene Ontology annotation, cellular component: anaphase-promoting complex.